CAUUGACCAAUCAGCGUGCGGUUUGCUUGCAAACAGGAAGUGGUUCCCUCAUCUCGCGGUGUUUCAACUGAACCCGAAAACACGUUUUUCUCGCUGCUACAUAGAAAUGUCUACAGAUGAGCUGGUGUAUCUCGGGAUCCUCGCCGCGUCCAUACCCGUGGGGGUCCUGUUCCGCUAUCUCACUCCUCCAGUGAAGCAGGGGGCAGCACUGAGUUUGGGUCUCCUCAUCACCAUUACCACAUGCGGGAUACACACUUUACACUCGCUGUGCACCGUGCUGGGAACGUGGCUGAUUAUACGAGUCAACUGGAGGAAAGCUCCAUCCCUUUGUCUCGGCUGGACGUUCCUUUAUCUUUUAUUCUUUCGUAUGUUCACGUGGUCCAGACAUCUUCCGUUUGCGAACGCCAUCCAGCUCCUCCUCACCCUGAAGAUGGUCAGUUUGGCGUAUGAGGUUCAGAGCUAUCACUUGGAGAAGAAAAAGGAAGUGAGCUCGUUUUCCAAGUCGCCUGUGAUUGGCCAGCUGUCUCAUGAGCCCUCCCUCUAUGACAUCAUCUCCUACAGCUACUGCUAUAUUGGGAUCAUGACAGGGCCGUUCUUCCGUUACCAGACGUACGUGGACUGGCUUGAACAGACCGAUCCUCUCUUGCUGCCAUGUAAAGCGCCGUGCCUGAGCAGGUUAAAGAUGGUUCCUGUUUAUGGCACUCUCUUCGUGGGUGUGAACUUCCUGUUCCCGUUGUCCUACGUUCGCACUGCCGACUUCCUGGAACACAACUUCUUCUUCAGGUUUUUCUACAUGGUGGCGGUCUUCUUCGUGUUCCGCAUGAGGUUCUACUCGGCGUGGUGCGGCGCCGAGGCCGGCUGCAUCACCGCAGGACUCGGGUGUUACCCGCAGGGGGCAGAGUCCAAACCAGGAGGAGGACCUACAGUACAGUACAGCCCUGAGCCUGGUACUCUGGUUGAGUAUGACUUCAGAACCAUCCAGAACAUCGACUGCUACAACACGGACUUCUGUGUGAAAGUGCGACACGGCAUGCGCUACUGGAACAUGACGGUGCAGUGGUGGCUUCAUCAGUACAUCUACAGCAGCGCACCGUUUAAAGCCUACGCCCUGAGGGCGGGCUGGACGAUGCUGGUGAGCGCCUAUUGGCACGGUCUGCAUGUGGGUUAUUAUCUGUCCUUCCUCACCAUCCCGGUGUGUAUCGCCGCAGAGUUAGCAAUGGAGUCGUGUGUGCGCACGCGUCUCGGCGCUGAGGGACAGAAGCUGUUCGACUGGGUGCACUGGUUCCUGAAGAUGCGUGCGUACGACUACAUGUGCAUGGGCUUCGUCCUGCUGACGGCCAGCGACACACUGCGCUACUGGAGCUCCAUUUACUUCCUGAUCCACGCCGUGGCGCUCGUCUGCAUCGUUGCCGGAAAACUGAUGGGUGGAAGGAAGAAGGACAAGGACACGACGACGAAGGAGGAAGCCAAGAAGUGACACUCGUCUCCCGACAAACUGCCAAACGUGUUCUGCAGUGCAUUCUGGGAUUUCAGGAGAGUGAUGUGUGUUUCAGGUUCUAAUUAAUGCGCCUGCUGUGGAAGAACUACAAAUCCCAGCAUGCACUGCUUCACUGCCAAGUACCGUGUUUACGUUAGGCCCCGUUUUAGCUCUGUUUUUACCACGCCCUCUACAGCUUCCUUUUAAAAUGCACAAUGCCCAAGCGGAGGAAGAAGCGCGUCGGGGUUUUCAGUCUGACCAACAAGCACCUAAAACGACGUUCAAUCACAUCGACUCGCGAAUGAAAGAGUGAAUGGAGGGGUUGGAGGGAGGCUGAUCAAGGAAGGAAGGAACGAACGAAGGACAUGAUUGAUGAAGGGCAAAUUUUGAAAGAAAGAAAAAGAAACAAACAUCGUUUUGGGAUGAAGGAAAGGAAAACGGAAAAUAGCGAAAAAAUACAGACGCAAGAUAGAGGGAUGAAAUUGAGUUUUUUGGUUUCUUUUUUUUUUUUUAAGGCGUGAUAAAGGAAAUAAACGCUUUACUUGGGCGGAUGAAGUUUUGGGGCGUGUUUAAAACAGAACUGAAAUGGAUGAUGAACAGAUUUUGAUGUUUCUGUCCUAAAAGACGAAAUGGAUGGAGGUAGGGAAAAAACAAAAAGCAUCUCAAAAUGGGCAUUCAAGUCUCACGUUCCAGUCCUGGUUCAGUAACCAGUGUCUAAUUCCUUCAUCUCCCAGCAUGCACUGCACAUAAGUAUUGAAAGAGAUUAUCAAAAAAGGAGGUCUUUAAGUACAAUGUAUCCCAGAAUGCACUGCUUCUGUGCCAACAGCAGUCAGUGUUUAUUUUAGAAAAGUCGUCGUUUGUUUGUAAGCUCGAAACUCCCAGAGUGCACUGCUUCGGUGCCGGUUCUCAUGUUAAGGUUUGUUCGAAAGUAGAACGUGCCAAAUGGAGACAAAAAAAAAGCACAGUUAGAUUCCAACUCCAUCUCCCAGCAUGCACUGCUUCUGUCCUCACUGCCAUGCAUCCGUGGUUCAGAGCGUGACAAUGGUGAGAGAAAUUCAUCGCAAGUGUAUAAAGACGACAUCACCCAUCAUGCACUGCUUCUUCACCUCCACUGCCAUAUAAACCUGACCAGAGGUUCUCCGGGGUCCUGACGUGAUGGACAUGGGGUGCUCUGGUACAAGAACGUGAAUGUUAAAGUGAGACAGUGUUUGCGUUUAUUCAAAGAGUUUUACAAAGGUUCAUGGGAGUCAAAGACCAUCUUUGUUCUGGGGGGUUUGUUUGUCUGUCUUUGAGCACCAACUUUUGAUUUCUAUUUCUGCCACUUGAUGAUAUAUUUUCACAUUCCUUCACUGGAGCAUUCUGGACGAAGCCUAUUUCCUGUCCUAAGAACAUGGCAACAAAAUUGUCUUUUUUUUUUUUGGAAAUGAACAGAAAUUUCCGGAAAUCUGGUCUGUAAAACGACGUUGUUUUGCUUUUCACGUGGCUUCCGGAGAAUCUUUCUUCACACAUUCGCUAUGUAGUCGUACUGGACUGUUACAGAUUUACGCAUUAAUUCAAAUUAAUAUGUAUUAAUUUUACGAAUUAAUUCCAAACACUGCUUCGUUGGCGACGUGCAGCUACUUUCCACAGGAAAAUGCCUCUGUGCUCCUCGGUCACGCAAUCACGCUGAAUGCGAAUGUAAAUUUUGUGUGUAUUUUUAAGUAUUUUACACCAUAACGCCGUUUCGUUGUUUUGCCAUCAGACUAAACAGUCGUGUUGAUGUAUUAAAAUUUCAAAUUGAA
Molecule: messenger RNA, 3258 nt
Organism: Neoarius graeffei (lesser salmon catfish)
Lineage: Eukaryota; Metazoa; Chordata; Actinopteri; Siluriformes; Ariidae
Gene: mboat7
Product: membrane bound O-acyltransferase domain containing 7
Exons: 9
Coding region: 107-1477 (456 amino acids)
Biological process (GO): phosphatidylinositol biosynthetic process; lipid modification
Cellular component (GO): mitochondria-associated endoplasmic reticulum membrane contact site; membrane
Molecular function (GO): lysophospholipid acyltransferase activity
Source: RefSeq, a predicted model, not a curated record